AUAAUAUAAAAAUUGAAAAUACAUUCGUUCUUGAAGAAAAAAAUCUAAAAAAACUUUGAGCACCUUUCUUUCCAGGACUGUAUAAAUUUACCAUGAAUCAUUGAACAUUGAAUGCGAAUUUUAUGUGCUUUCAUCAAUUUUUUUAUACCAAGCGUACAAGUAGCAGCAUUCAAAAUUGUUUAUCCCUAGAAUAUUGAAUAACAAAAAUUAAAUAUAGUAAACUAGGCAAAUAAUUCUAGUUUUUCAUCAAAAUUUAAUGUCAUUACGUGCAUGACAGCUUUUUACCCUAUCAAGCACGCCUGAACAUCCCAUCUGAAUCCAAUAUGUUAAUUGUAUUUGUUAAUCAAUUAAGUACUAUGUGAUGUCACAAUGUCGUUCCGCUUUAAUAAACUGUCAGACUUUCUUUUUUGAUGUAACAUACACCAGUAAACGGCGAGCAACAAAGUAACAAAGGUGAAAAGCUAUCUGCUUUGCUUACUGUAAGCUUUCUACGAAAAGAGGAAGCAUCGAAAAUGGAUCGUAAAAGGAAUCUUGCUAGACGAAGGGACCGCUGGAAUCCAUGGGAAGAAAAUUUACUAAUCAAAAUUUGGGCUGAGAAAAUUGGUAGCUUGCGGGGUUCGAAGAAAAACUAUUAUGUAUAUCAAGAUAUCGCCAGGACUCUGCAAGGGCAUGGUUUAAGAGCAACGCCAGAAAAAGUGCGCUCCAAAUUACGCAAUCUAACUCGUCGGUACAGGAAGGAAAGAGUAUAUGUUGGUCCCUCUGGAGAAUCAACAUCAGAGUGGCCCCUUUUUACGGCAGUUCACAGCAUUUUAGGUCCUUUUACGAUAAAUAAUGAAAUUGAAUUGAUGGAAGAUAUUUUAUCAGCAGAUGACUCAUCGGCAUCAGAAGUUCAAUUAAUUGCCCCCAGUAAGGAAAUGCAAAACGCUGGAUCCCCCUCCAUCAGUGCGACAAACCAUUUGCCUACUCCCUCUUUUUCAUCUAUGGAGAAUGAUCCGGGACCAAUGACAAAAACUAAUACAAAGAAAAGACGAAAGAUCAAUGAACAGCAGGAAAUACUCAAAAGAUUCGAUAGAAUUGAUCAAGAAAUUUUGGCACAACAGCAACUUUUACUUCGCAUUGAUCAAAAGAUAUUGAAGUUGAUGGUUGAGGGCAAUGAAAUGAAAGCGGCCUUUCUAUCGUUUUUACAAAAUAGGGACCAUUGUGCUUCUUGACAGAUGUUCUAUUUUCAAUAUUCUUCCGUCGAGAUGUAGCAUUUUGAUGGACUGUUCUAAAUUUUUGCUUGAUGGUGAUUUUUCAGCUCAUACUAUAGUCUCUAUGAAACGAUCUUAUUUCUUGCUCCGUUUGGUACAUACUCUCGCAUGAACCGAAGUAUCAAAAUUAAUUUGAAACUUGAAGCAACACCAUCAUAUCAUAUUUAAAUUUUAGCAUCAAUUAAAGAGACCAACAAGAUCCCAAGACCACAUUGUGGGAAAGAUGGUUAUUCAAUUUCUAAGAAAUUGAUUGCGUGUCGUAUAUUGAAUAGACAUUUUUUGACUAUUUUGUGUUUAUUUGAAUACGUAUCAUUGUUAUCCUAUCCAAGAAAAUUGUCGUAUAAAAUAUAUUCAAUAUUCUAUUACUA
Hermetia illucens (black soldier fly) is the source of this 1618-nucleotide messenger RNA. RefSeq lists its product as uncharacterized. Lineage: Eukaryota; Metazoa; Arthropoda; Insecta; Diptera; Stratiomyidae. The transcript has 4 exons. Gene Ontology annotation, cellular component: nuclear body. Bases 513 to 1211 code for a protein of 232 amino acids. Gene Ontology annotation, biological process: positive regulation of DNA-templated transcription. The record is from RefSeq and is a predicted model, not a curated record.